Molecule: messenger RNA, 2206 nt
Organism: Hippopotamus amphibius kiboko
Lineage: Eukaryota; Metazoa; Chordata; Mammalia; Artiodactyla; Hippopotamidae
Gene: AP1M2
Product: adaptor related protein complex 1 subunit mu 2
Exons: 12
Coding region: 616-1815 (399 amino acids)
Biological process (GO): vesicle-mediated transport; intracellular protein transport
Cellular component (GO): clathrin-coated vesicle; clathrin adaptor complex
Molecular function (GO): clathrin-cargo adaptor activity
Source: RefSeq, a predicted model, not a curated record
GGGAGGGGGGGGGACUGACCGUUAAGGCUGCAUCCUCCCGGAGCCAGGGGCGGCCCCUCCUUGCAGGCAGCGAGGCCCCGGAAAGCUCUGGGGACGUGGGAACACCCCUCCCCCAAUCCCUAGGAGUCCCGCGUCGAAUCCCAGCUCCACUGUUUACAAGCCGCGUGUCUGAGGCGAGGGGCUUCUCCUCUCUGAGCCUCAGUCUCCCUGUCCGUACAAAUGGGAAUAACAGAGGUCCCCACCCAAGGAGGAUUAAUCCAACCUUACGUGUGUAUACCACUUAGCACAGUAGCCCUACUGCAAACAUUAGGCGUUGAGUCAAUUGAAAUUAUUAUUUUUGUCCCCAUCACCCACAGUACUAAUAUUUGGGAAAGACAGGAGGGGCCGGAGACCCUAAUUCCCCUUUGGGGCUGCCUUGUCCCUUUCUGGUGCCCCCUACCAUUCAUCUUGUCAUUCAAUAGCAAUAACAGUAGUGGCGAAAAUAAUAUUCCUGAUAAUAGUCCUAGUGAGAGGUAAGGUGUGUGAGGACUGGCUGGCUGCCCUUUCUCUUCUAAACACUGGACUAAACAACCUCACCAACCCCUGAUCAGCCGCAACUACAAGGGCGAUGUGGCCAUGAGCGAGAUUGACCACUUCAUGCCCUUGCUUAUGCAGAGGGAGGAGGAGGGCGCCCUGGCCCCACUGCUGAGCCAUGGCCGGGUCCACUUCCUGUGGAUCAAAUACAGCAACCUCUACCUGGUGGCCACCACGCUGAAGAAUGCCAAUGCCUCCCUCGUGUACUCCUUCCUCUACAAGACAGUGGAGGUAUUCUCCGAAUACUUCAAGGAGCUGGAGGAAGAGAGCAUCCGAGACAACUUCGUCAUCGUCUACGAGCUGCUGGAUGAGCUCAUGGACUUCGGCUUCCCACAGACCACGGACAGCAAGAUCUUGCAGGAGUACAUCACGCAGCAAGGCAACAAGUUGGACACGGGCAAGUCGCGGGUGCCACCCACCGUCACCAAUGCGGUGUCCUGGCGCUCGGAGGGCAUCAAGUACAAGAAGAACGAGGUCUUCAUUGAUGUUAUAGAGUCAGUCAACCUCCUGGUCAACGCCAAUGGCAGUGUCCUGCUGAGUGAGAUCGUGGGCACCAUCAAGCUCAAGGUGUUUCUGUCGGGAAUGCCCGAGCUGCGGCUGGGCCUCAACGACCGCGUGCUCUUCGAGCUCACUGGCCUUUCAGGGAGCAAGAACAAGUCCGUGGAACUGGAGGAUGUGAAAUUCCACCAGUGUGUGCGGCUCUCUCGCUUUGACAAUGACCGCACCAUCUCCUUCAUCCCGCCCGACGGUGACUUCGAGCUCAUGUCCUACCGCCUCAGCACCCAGGUCAAGCCGCUGAUCUGGAUUGAAUCUGUCAUCGAGAAAUUUUCACACAGCCGCGUGGAGAUCAUGGUCAAGGCCAAGGGGCAGUUUAAGAAGCAGUCAGUGGCCAACAGCGUGGAGAUAGCUGUGCCAGUACCCAGCGAUGCCGACUCCCCACGCUUCAAGACUAGCGUGGGCAGUGCCAAGUAUGUGCCGGAGAAGAACAUCGUUAUCUGGAGUAUCAAGUCUUUCCCGGGGGGCAAGGAGUACCUGAUGCGUGCCCACUUUGGCCUCCCCAGCGUGGAGAAGGAGGAGGUAGAGGGCCGCCCCCCCAUCGGGGUCAAGUUUGAGAUUCCCUAUUUCACCGUCUCCGGGAUCCAGGUUCGAUACAUGAAGAUCAUCGAGAAGAGUGGUUACCAGGCCCUGCCCUGGGUCCGCUAUAUCACCCAGAGUGGCGACUAUCAACUUCGUACCAGCUAGAAGGGAGAAGAAGUGGGGGCUUGAAUAUGGGCCAUCCUCUCCCCAGGCCCCGACUGCAGACUCUAGAGAAAGGGAGGGAAAAUGGGGUGCGUGUGUAUGUGACGGCAGUCCCUGAAUUAGCAGCUUCUUAAGGGCUGGCUCACACCCAGCCUUUUCCUUUACCCAUAGGCUGGGAGGGAUGAUGGUCUCCCUGUCUCCAAGCUCCCGCCCCUCCUCCUUCCUCCAAUUUUAUAUGAAGAAAUAGAAGAGGGGCUUGAAGUCCCCCUCAUGAGUGCCUUCUUGCAGUGACCUGCCUUAGGAGGUGUGGGGAGGCCCUCCUCCACAGCUGCUGAGCCCAGAGGCCCCGCUGGCCCAUUCUGAGUUUUAGGAUGACAUUAAAAAGAGGAAUCUA